This is a messenger RNA of [Candida] anglica, 1167 nucleotides long. NCBI's taxonomy places the organism in Eukaryota, Fungi, Ascomycota, Pichiomycetes, Serinales, Debaryomycetaceae. The record is from the annotation of a GenBank genome assembly.
AUGUCUACAUAUAGAACCAUUUCACUUACAGAUAUUCCAAGUUUGACAAAUAACAACACCAUUAACUCUGGUAACGGUACAACACUUGGAUCACCAGACCUCAAAUUCACUUUAAAAGGAUUGGAACUUGAUAGGUCUGUUUCUAAUCGAACUCCAAAAGGAUUUGAUUAUUCCUUUUUCAACCAUCCUAUUGAUGAGUUUUUACCAUCUGAUGGGUCUGUAAUAAGUCAAGAAGAUCAAGAAGAUCAAAAGAAUGCCAUUCUUGAAGAUGUAAUGGUUUAUGGAGAUGAUGGGAAUGAAAUACUUGAUUUUGAUUAUAAUCAUUAUGAACUGAAAAGUAAAAAAUUACAUAGAGCAUUUGAAGUACCUGAAAAGGAACCUUUAACAGUUGCAGAAAUGCAAAAAAGAGCACCACAAUUAUUCCAAGAACAAAUUUCACUUGAUGAUUAUUUUUCAGUGGAAACAUCAUUUGCAUUGAACUUGGCUCAAUGUUAUAAUAGUAUUUGUCCUGAAGAUCGGUUUUCACCUUCAGUAUUGAUGAAACCACUUACAUUAACCCAAUUUAUUAGACAUCCAGUACAUUACACUACAUUGCAAGAGGAAAUCGUGAUAAAAUUUAAUGAAUUGAAUGAUGCAUGCAAGAGAUUAAAUGAAAAUAUUAAUGAACAAUAUAUGGAAACAAAAUCACAUUUAAAAUGGGAAAUUUUUAGUAAUUCUACAUCAAAUAAGAAUUUUGAAAAUGGUCGCGCUAUGUUUGAAGCUCUUUUGAAGUUUAAAAGUACCUUCCAAGCUUGUAUCCAUGAGAAUGAUAUGUGGUGUGAUAUCGAUGAAUGUAUUAAUGAACUUACUGAUUUAAUAUGUGAUUGGAAUGAAACUGGAGACUUGACAACUGGGAAUAACAAUGAAACUGCAUCGAAGCAAGACCGUGAAACAUAUGUUAAUAUGGUUAGCAAGUUGAAAAUAGUUGAGACUUCACUUCAACCAAACAGUGAAUAUAUCAACAAGAAUUGUUCAAAUUUUAUUGAUUUCAUUGAGGAAGUUAAGAUUGGUUAUGAAGAAUUUUUACAUCAUUUCAAAAGUACCUCAAAGGAUGGUAUCUUCUCAUAUGAGAUUUGUCUGUAUGACGAUCAUGUAAAGGAUACACAGAGAAGAAAGUCAAGAUCAUAG